Pectinophora gossypiella (pink bollworm) is the source of this 4932-nucleotide messenger RNA. It is a transcript of the gene Uch-L5, whose product is annotated as ubiquitin carboxyl-terminal hydrolase isozyme L5. The coding region runs from base 215 to 1183 and encodes 322 amino acids. Lineage: Eukaryota; Metazoa; Arthropoda; Insecta; Lepidoptera; Gelechiidae. Gene Ontology annotation, biological process: ubiquitin-dependent protein catabolic process; protein deubiquitination. The record is from RefSeq and is a predicted model, not a curated record. Gene Ontology annotation, molecular function: cysteine-type deubiquitinase activity. The transcript has 7 exons. Gene Ontology annotation, cellular component: cytoplasm.
UGACAUUUUUGCACGCACUUAUGCACAGCCGGCUUCGGCCGAUCCAGUUGAAUAAUCCAUUCGCUUUUUAUGGUUUGUUUGUUCUUUAAUUUUAUAUAUUCUGAUAUAUACUAACUUCAAUGACUUUAAAAAGUAGGAGUACGUAGUAUAAAGUGUAAUUAUUGUUAACAUCAACAUAGAAGCACUUUUUCUAUUCUGAAGAAGAUACGCCAUCAUGGAGUCCGGUGGUGAUUGGUGUCUCAUUGAAAGUGAUCCAGGGGUUUUCACGCAGUUGAUCAGGAAAUUUGGUGCAAAAGGAGUUCAAGUAGAAGAAUUAUGGACAAUUGAUGAUACCAUCUUUGAAAAUUUAAGACCUGUACAUGGACUUAUAUUUUUGUUUAAAUAUCUACAAUAUGAAGAACCUUCCGGGCCUAUUGUUAAUGAUGAUCGCCUGGACAAGAUAUACUUUGCCAAACAGGUAAUCAACAAUGCCUGUGCAACACAGACUGUGAUUAGUUUACUGUUGAACUGCACCCAUACUGACGUGGACUUAGGGCCAGAACUCACAAAACUGAAGGAAUUCAGCAUGUCUUUUGACCCAAAAAUGAGGGGACUCACACUGAGCAACUCGCAGACUAUUAGAGCCGCACACAACUCCAUGGUCCAGCAGGCAGUUUUUGAAUUUGAUCCAAAAAUGCCAGUGAAAUAUGAGGACUCAUAUCACUUCGUGGGCUACAUGCCGAUCAACGGGCGCGUGUACGAGUUAGAUGGACUCAGAGAAGGCCCCAUCGAUCACGGCCCCAUCAUCCCAGAACAAGACUGGCUUGAAGUGGUCCAACCCAUCAUCAUGAAACGGAUGAAUGUAUAUACAGAAGGGGAAAUUCACUUCAACUUGAUGGCUCUUGUAUCAGACAGGAAGAUGAUCUAUGAACGCCAGCUGAAGAGACACCUCAACGAGGUGCAGAUGCUCGACAUGGACACAGAUGAAGUGGAAGGUGAGAUAGCCAGGCUGAGAAUGUUCAUUGAAUAUGAAGAUAUCAAAAUGGCGAGAUAUCAGCAAGAGAUGGCGCGGAGGAGGCAUAACUACAUGCCCUUCAUCAUAGUUCUCCUCCAAAUACUAGCAGAAGAAAAGAAGUUGACUCCCAUUUUGGAGCGGGCGAAGGAGCGUUCAGCUAAGAAGGGCCCGAAGAAACUGAAAGUAUAACACGAGAAGUGGGCGGGUCUCAAGGAACCCGCCCGUGUGUCGCGCAGGGUCUCGCAGUCGAGCCCUUCGCGAGUAUUAGCUACAGAAGAAAUGCAGUGCACGUUAGCAGACUUAGACGCUAUAUUUCAUGAGCCACAGCAGAGUGGUGAUUCUUUUGACAUGCUCAAGCCGGAUUUACCAUUGCCGCUUCCCGACGACCCGCUGGAAGGCACCUCCAGGCAGAUACUGUCCGCGACGCGACGCACCGACAUUACGCCCGUGUCCGCGGUCCCGCCAGACACCAUGCUUGUUGAACAAGACAACGACACAGAUGCGCCUGAUACCGAAAUGAUAGAUCUGCCAGACGAUCUAGAGGACUGAAAUGUUUUUCUUCAGAUACUAAUACGUAUAUUAAUCAUAAAAUAAAUAGUUUCAAAUUAAUUACUAAUAUUCGAUUUUUAAAUUAAUAACUGAAUUCAAUUAUGACAAUUUGAGCAAUAGCUUAUUAAUAGAAAUGACGUCUACGUAAUUAUUCAUUUCUUGCGUGUCUCCUUUGGUCAAGUUUCACCAGGAUCAUAAAGGCCACAGGGGGAGGACACUGCUUUAAAACAUAAGUGGCAGAUGAAAAUAAAUACACUACCCAGUGUUCAGUGCUCCUAAAGCAUCAAUGGAUUGGCCAUCAUCUAUCUAGUGGGGUAACACGUAGUAGCCAAUCUAUAAAAUCGUGAGCAUUACCUUAGUAAUGCUCACGAUUUAGUAGGACCUUAGUCCUACUGACUUAUUGAUCUGGUGCCCCAUCGUCGAAUAAUAGAUGUACAGUUAUGUAGUGGUUACUUACGCGAUGAACUAAAUUAUCGGCACUAUAUGAAGUGUAAGUAAGUUACCAUGCGAUCAAUCUGUAUUUGGGUUAUUGACAUCCUGCUGAAAAUCUGAAUUGUACGGGAGUAACUUUCUCUCUACAUUAAGUGUGCGUCGCUCGGGACUAUGUCCCAAAUAAAGAAAGUGUCCAAAUGUCAUAGCGUGUAGAUCAUCCAAUGCUGUGCAGCUAUGGCGAAUUUACACUAAGAGCUUGUGCAGUUGUAGGCACGCGCUCCGCGACUAGGACUGAACGAGUAUUUUUUGCCAGUCUUCUAACCACUUACCACCUUAUACCGCGCGUCUGCACGCCAGCACAUAUACUAUUUUUUAUCGUGUCUUAUAAAUUUAGUUUUCCGGUCUGCUCAUAAAUAAAAACCCAAAAAAGGUACAUAAAUUUAAUUUCUAAAACAUAUCUAGGUAUCCAACUUGAUAUUGGCUCGGUUACAUUUUAAUCAAGCGUUCAUAGUAUAAAAUUGUAAAAGGCAGUGAAACAUUAAAUAAUUCGUCGUACUUUACAUUGGUAAAAAUAUUUUACAUAAGCACAUUCAAUUUUACAAUUGAUAACAUUUUAGUAAUAUAAAUUAGCUAGCGAUUGUAUUCCCAUGUCUGCUAAUGCUAUUAACAUAUUUAGAGGAUUACAAGCAUUUUAUGCUAAUAUACUAUAUGUGUUUAUCAGGUACGUUUUCAUUGAUAAUACGUUUAUAACUAUAUGGGCCGAGACGGCAUCUGAUAUUUGUCUAUUCUAAAACAUUUCCAACUAAACGUCGGCUAUGCUGCGAACCCUAUUUGUACACGUAGGUUGACCUACUUUAUCUAUUAUAGUUAAUAACUCGAAUCUUAAGUUAGAUGUUUCCUUAUGGCAAGUUUUUAACAUAAUAGUCAUUACGAAAUAAGUGUGGAUUCAUAUAAAAGUUACAUAUAAUACAUAUAAUAUACAUGUAUUCAAUUUGUGUAAUAGAAAUAUAUCGCCCUUGUCGUCGUAGUGUUAGCGUAAGAACUUUGUUAGCAGUAGACACACGAGUACUUGUCUACAUUGAACCAUAUAUUUGAGCCGUGUUAAAUACAGACAGGGGCGUGGGUAUUAGAAGCAGGGCCACAGACAAAGAUGUAACCGAUGGAUACUGUAACCGCGAGAAGUGAUUUGAAUAGAAUACGGUUUGUUUCAUUAUCUAGGCUAUAAAAAUUCACCGCUACGUACGGUAACAUUCUUUAUUUCGCGACUUAUUAAAAAUAUUUAUUUACACCUUAUUACAUUUAUUCCUUAUAACUAAAUUAUAAACCUAAUUAACGAGAUUUUACGUAUCAAGUUAAAUGAAUAAUAAAUUAAUGAAUUUUGGGCGCGAUGUGGCACAUUGAUGAAAUAGCAUCAGUUAUUUACAACAACAGAAGAAAAUAGUAAAAGAUAUAAAAUGAACUCGUGAUUGGAACAAUAGCUGAGAGAGAAAAUAUUUACAGAUAUAGGAAGGUACACGUUUUGAGCGAUUAGCUGCCUGCUAUGUUCAGUUUCAUUACAUGGAUUCAGGGAUUAAUACGAGCUUUUAUAUCAAAAAUAAUAAAAACUAACAUUUGAGGGUGCUUUAAGACAUGAGAUGGCGUAGACUACUAUUACUAAAAGUUUGAAUUUAGGUAUUGAAAGAAACGAGAGCUUCGUAAAGCUAUAAGACUAUUUUUGAAAUUCAUAAAAUUGUACAUAAUAUAAGUAACUCUUAUUUAAUACUUGGACUGAAUCAUGAGGAGUAUUGUCAUAUUGUGUGAAGAUGAUCGGAGGGUUGUCGAAUCCACAUAAUGAGUGAACAGAGGCUGGGUAGUGGGGAUGGGGUGUUGCGCUGAGUGGUUUACGUGUUGGGCUGGAGGCCUUUGGGCUUGAUCAUCAUGGAGGCCCGCUUGAGGGUGUAAUCCCAGCCCCGCCAACGGAACCACACGAUACCUGGAACAUUCAACAUUAUUAUGAUGAUUAACAGCCUUGUUAGUCACUCCGCGUCCCGUACGUCUGGUCAAAUUAACCCAUUUUCGACGCGUUUUCUACCAGGUUGCUUCAUAGCACUUGCGAUUUCCAUGUCGGCUAUAGUUACAUAAAAUUAACUGAUGCACACCUUGUCUGGCAGUGAGGUCUUGAGGGUCGUGGAGAUAGAGGCCGUUGAGGCCGCGCCCGCAUGACUUCCACCACCAUCCCCCCUUUAGCAUAGACGCGCAGUUCAAAGACGAUCUGUCGUUGUCUCUGCAGAUAGCAUAAGAAUAGUUUUAAGUCAAAUUAUAAUUACAUCUUAACUCUUCAUACAACUAGAAUCCCCUCGCUUUGAGUAGGUACAUUUUAUGAAUAUCAGUGUUUACAUAUAACCAACGUUUGUAAUUGUAAGUCUAUGUAUUUAUGUAUGUGUUGUAAGGCAAAGUCAAAAGUCAUAUAUCGACGUACGCAAGGCAUAGCUUUCGGUACUAUCGGUAUUGACUUGGUGUGAAGGUAAUUUGUUAUAGUUGGGGCUACCUUACAACACGUAUAUUAACUUAGAUGUAGCGGUUGAUACUCGAUGUUGUCCAAGACGAUGUCUAUUUAACUUAUGUCAGUAUAUCUAACUAUUUGUACUUUUUAUAUUUAAACAAUUACUUGAAACUGGAAAGGCCUCUGAUGAAAGGUACUCUUGUUGAUGUCUCACUGCGAUUUCCUGAAGCACUUACCAUCUGACGUUUUGGGGAGAGAUGUUAAUGCGAAUAUCUUUCUUGACAAAAAGUUUGUUAUAUUUAUUUAAUUGAUUUAUAAACUUAAGCUAUAUAUGGAUGUUUAGAUAUUUAAGUGAACAGAUGUUCUCUGUUCGUAACUUCCGAGCUCUUACAACAAUGAACGAUUAUCAUUAGUUUAAACCUUACGUGUAAUGUAUUUUAAUCAUUUAGCUAAUAAAGGUAAAUCUGUCGUACUA